This is a messenger RNA of Aspergillus welwitschiae, 868 nucleotides long. RefSeq lists its product as uncharacterized. The transcript has a single exon. The record is from RefSeq and is a predicted model, not a curated record. Lineage: Eukaryota; Fungi; Ascomycota; Eurotiomycetes; Eurotiales; Aspergillaceae. The coding region runs from base 459 to 620 and encodes 53 amino acids.
CAGUAAAUACGUAGUGUUAUCAUUCAAUUCUCCUUUCAUUGUCUUAAGUGUUGUCUUGGCUGUCCUUCCAUCCUAGGCAUCUAUCCCCGCUAUCCCAUCCCAUCUGUAUUAACUAAUCUCAUUAGGUUAUUAGGUGGUGGCGGUCUGGGGAAAAUAACAACAAUACAAAAUUACACUUUUCGUUACAUCUAUAGAUACAUACAGCUGAGUAGCUACACAAAAGCAUCAGAGUGAGCUACAUAUGCCGUGCAGAAGGGAAGUUAAGUAACCUAGCUAAAAUUGCAAUCUGCAGGCUUAGACUAUGUCGAUACAUACUGUAGUUAGUUAUCAUGUGAAAGGGGUCAUAGUCUAGCCUCUGCUCUUCUCCUCUCCUCACACCCCCGAGAUCGUCGUCAUAGCUCGAGAGGGGAAGAGACGAGAGGGGCAAGCAAGCAGCUAACUAGUUGAUAUUAAUUAAUAUGUACUCCGUAGUAUUAGGUCCGUGUGUAUGUCUGCCUACUGUGGUCCUCUUCACUGCUUGCCUAGAAGGAAUUGACAAGAAUCAGUAUCAAGUAGAAAGAAAGUAUAGCAUGUAUGGCAUGGUUACGACAAUUGCACCACCAUCACCCUGCAUCCCAUAGUGUGUAAAAACCAACUAAUCGAAGAAAAAGAAAUCCUUAUCUCAAACCUACCAUCAUGCUACCUUCCUCCGGCCCCAAGCUUUUUCACCACCUACACUAGUACCUCACUAAGGUGAACUAGGACCUGAGGGAAGGGAGGAGCGCACCACUUGGCAAUGGUCAAUCCUCAUUAAUAUUUUACCGGUUUAGGGAAAUCAUCAUUGAAGCUAUAGAAGACACUAUCUUAGAGCUUGGACUGGCCACUGGGC